GUGGCCAACUAUGAGACCCAAUACACCGACAAAGAGAUCGCCGAACUGAUCCGCACCGUCUGUCCCAUGUGUUUGGAUCGCGUGGAGAAUUGUCGCAAUGCGGCCAUCGAUUGCUUGUGCCACUUGUCGUCACUAUCGGACAAAUUAUGCGAUCUGAUGGUCACCGCCGAUGUCAUGACACCGAUUGUCGCCGCCUUUAACCAGUACUUCGUGGCCGACAAUUGGCUGACACCCGCCGGUAAACACCAGCCGUCGGCACUCGUGCCGCAAAUCUAUAUCAAUUUGUGUCGACUAUUGACUAACUUAUGCGGCACUUCAGAUAAGGCCCUAAAUGUGUUCAACACAUCAAAUGUCACUCAAAUACUGGUCAAUGGCCUGAAUGUCGGCGAAACUAACAUCGAGGUCGCGAUCGCUUCCGCCCAAUGUCUAUCAGUUGUCGGCGAAGAGAAUCAAAUACCGGCUCUUUUAGUGCCCGAAAAUCUAGAUGUUAUCAAAAGUUUGUUAAUAAAAUUGCCGGAAAACUCAUCGCAAACGCAUUUGUCUCUCUUAACGGCGUUCAUCGGCCACAAUAUGGGCAUCGGUUCCGAUAGCAAAGCUCUUGAGUUUACAUUCGCUCUCAUAGACAACGCGUUGAGCGCCCAAUGUUUGCCACAAAUCGUGGAUUUCGCUCAAAACAUACAACAGUUUGUGGACACCGAGAAAGACAUCGAUUGUUUGAAACAAAACUAUUUCGAUGUUAAGAAUCUAGUAUUGGCUAAACGGGUGGCACUCGAACUCAUUACUAAUAUUACCGGCGCUGACGGCAGCGCCGGUAGUGAUGCCGACGAUGACGACCAGGACAUGGAUUGUGACGAUGAUAUGGAGGCCAGCGAUGGCGACGAUGGAGAUAGUAAUGCAAAUAAUGGCGAUAUCAGUGACACGACUGCACCCGAAGUGUCUACUAUUAGCCCAGAAUUGGAGGCCAUAAUCAUCGGAAAGGGACUGUUGGCCAAAAUUGGUGACCAUUUGUGUGCACUCGACGGCCAAUUGAAAGACAAGCUAUUACUGCACGGCUUUGGCGCUGAGAUAGUGAACUGUAUCGAAAGUAUACAACUGUGUUCACUGACGUGUGUACACAAUCUGGUCGCCUGUAUAUCACCGCAAACGCUGACCAUCGGUGACCAGCUCUGGAAAAACAUAUACCAUAUGGUGUUUGACGGGUCGACCGGCGGUCAGCUACUUGUCGAAGAGGCGACUAAUACUAUACGCGCGCUAAUUGCCAGACACCCGACCCUUACACUCACUGGCGACGAGUUGGACAGACUGUGCGCCCACUGCCAGACCGUAGCGGCGGCGGCGCCCGGCGUCGGGUCCAUAGCCGUCAAGAUUAACGUCAUAAACGUGCUGUCAGUUUGCGGCCAACGAUCGCCGGACCCGGCGUUUGUUGAACGCGUGGCCGCACUGUUGCUGACGGGCGUCGAGUCGGAGCGCGACCUGACUGUUAGGGCGGAACUGUUUGACGCACUCAUCGACGUCUUCAGCGAAGACCAUAAGACGGACUCAAUUGCCGUUAAAUUGGAUUUAAUUAAACGCAUGAAAGCGGCGGCCGUUUUGUUCAGGAAAGAGGUCUGUAUUGAGUGUUAA
Medioppia subpectinata is the source of this 1623-nucleotide messenger RNA. Lineage: Eukaryota; Metazoa; Arthropoda; Arachnida; Sarcoptiformes; Oppiidae. The record is from the annotation of a GenBank genome assembly.